AUGGUAGCAAAAAAACAGUUGCUUACUAUAAGAGGUAGCAAUGGGGUGAUACCCCUGCACAUGGCUGCUUUAUUAGGAUAUGAAGACAUGGUCUGGUAUCUUCUAUCAGUAACGGGCAGCCAAUCUCUUACCAAAGACGAUUACGUUGCGCUACUAAUUGCAACUAUAAGUUCUGAUUUGUAUGAUGUUGCUCUGAGAUUACUUCAAGAAAAACAAGAAGUAGUGAACAAACGAGAUCCCAAUAGCGAGACAACGCUUCAUGUUCAAGCACGAAAGCCUUCAGCAUUUUCAGGCAAAAGCGUGAGUGCAAAACUGUGGAACAAGUCUGGCCGGACUAGCACCUUCAGACUGCUCAAUCGUAUUAUGGACUUAACGGGUAUGGGAUCCAAUUAUGGAGAAAAAGUUUAUGCAAUCCCAAGCCUUGGAGUUGGUUCUGAUAGUGUUCUAAAAACUGCAUUUGGAAUCUUAACAAAGACUCAGAACGUAGAACACCCCAUAUGGUAUUUACAGAGGAACACUAGGGCUAGUCAAGAGUGGAUAAAAUGGAUGAAGGACACCUCUUCAUCCUGCAUGCUUCAAGCUAUACUUGUUACUAUAUGA
This is a messenger RNA of Fraxinus pennsylvanica, 600 nucleotides long. NCBI's taxonomy places the organism in Eukaryota, Viridiplantae, Streptophyta, Magnoliopsida, Lamiales, Oleaceae. The record is from the annotation of a GenBank genome assembly.